AUAUACUGUAGCAUGCCAACUGCAAAGGAGAUCUUUGACAAGUUAGAAGGCGCGGUCAUAUUCUCGAAUUUAGAUAUGCGACAGGGAUUCAACCAGAUAGCGAUAAAAGAAGGAGACGAAGGCAAGAUGGCCUUCCACGGAGCUGACGGCCUGUAUGAAUGGAACGUGAUGCCGUUUGGGCUGAGGAACGCAUCAGCCGUGUUCCAGAGAGUCAUGGAUCAAGUGCUGAAGACAGUGCCAGCAGCAGCGUGCUACAUAGAUGACAUAGUGAUUUUCAGCAGAAGCGAAGAAGAGCAUGCUGCACACCUGAUGGCAACACUAGAUGCUAUAGCGGCCGCAGAGCUGACCUGCCAUCCAGAGAAAUGCAAAAUAGCUAGAAAGACGGUGGCCUACCUGGGAUUUGAGGUGCAAGGCGGGAAGAUGGAGAUCCAAGAGGCCAAGGGGGCGGUGCUGGACAAGCUGGGGGCACCAAAAGACAAGGGAGCCCUGAGAGCACUCCUGGGGUUCUUGAACUACUACCGGCGCUUUAUCCCGAACUUCAGCAAGAGAACAUAUAGGCUGAAUCAGCUGCUGAGGGAGGGGCAGGCAUGGAAGUGGGGACCAGAAGAGGAGCAGGCAAGAAGAGACCUGUUAGAGGCCAUCAAGGUAGGGACGGUGCUGCAGCUACCAAAGAAAGACGCGCCGUUCACAAUCUACACGGACUGGAGCAGCAUGGGCAUGGUAGCAGUACUGUGUCAAGAGCUAGGAGGAGAAGAGCGAGUGGUGGCGUACGCCAGUCAAAGCUGUACAGCAACGGAAGCUAACUACAGCUCAUAUGAGGGUGAAGGAUUGGCAGCAGUGUGGGGAGUAACCCACUUCAGGGCCUACUUGCAAGGGUGCAAAUUCACGCUAGUAACAGACCACCAGCCACUCCUAUGGCUGAUGACUAAUCAGACGCUGACGGGGCGGAAUGCACGAUGGGCAAUGAGAUUGCAGGAAUACGAUUUUGUCAUCAAGCAUCGCGCGGGCAAGACACUGCAACAUGUUGACGGUCUGUCCAGGAACCCUCCACCCGAAGAGGAACAGCAGCCGGAAGAGAGAGAGCGCAUCGUACAACAAGUGUAUGAGAAGCUGGGGCAUUACGGGGGAGCCAGGACCAGGCAGCUAUUACAAACCACUUACUGGUGGGCAGGGAUGAGGAGAGACGUAUCGAAGUGGGUGCAGGGGUGUGAGGCAUGUCAGCGGAACAAGGCAGCGCUGGAGAAGGGAAGGGAAGAACUGCGGUCUCUACCCAUACAGGGCUUGGGAUUCAGGUGGUCCUUGGACCUGGCCGGUGAACUACCAUUAUCCAGACGAGGGAAGAUGUACAUAGUGGUGAUGAUAGAGCACACGACCAAGUGGGUGGAGGCAAGAGCCAUCGCCAGCAAGAACAGCGGGCUGAUAAGGGAGGCAUUUCUGGAUCAAAUACUCACCACGUAUGGUGCCUGCGGGGAAGUGCUGACAGAUCAAGGCACGGAGUUCCAAGGCAGCUUUGCUGAAAUCUUGAAAGAAGCAGGCAUCACUCACAGAGUUACGUCGCGGUACCACCCUCAGUCUGACGGGUUAACCGAGCGGAUGAUACAGACGAUCAAAAAUGGACGGCGGUGUACGAAGAACGGAGGAAGAGAGAGUGGGACAUAGAGCUGCCAUGGGUACUGGCGGG
Molecule: messenger RNA, 1681 nt
Organism: Closterium sp. NIES-67
Lineage: Eukaryota; Viridiplantae; Streptophyta; Zygnematophyceae; Desmidiales; Closteriaceae
Source: the annotation of a GenBank genome assembly